Messenger RNA from Pristis pectinata (smalltooth sawfish), 5704 nucleotides. It is a transcript of the gene ak9, whose product is annotated as adenylate kinase 9. NCBI's taxonomy places the organism in Eukaryota, Metazoa, Chordata, Chondrichthyes, Rhinopristiformes, Pristidae. The record is from RefSeq and is a predicted model, not a curated record. Gene Ontology annotation, cellular component: cytoplasm; mitochondrion. Gene Ontology annotation, molecular function: AMP kinase activity; ATP binding. Gene Ontology annotation, biological process: nucleobase-containing compound metabolic process.
AUUUUGGAAGAGGGAAUAGCCAUCGGGAUAAGUUAAUGUCGAUGACAUGGAAGCAGAAAAACAUAAGCAAGCACCACUGGUGUUUACAGAUAUAAUUGAUGAAGAUGAAUCAGAGAGAGAGCUUUUGCUGUCAAAACCUACAUGUUUCUUCAUUGUAGGAAAACCAUGUAUUGGGAAAAGGACUCUAGCUAAAAGCUUAGCAGAGGCAUGGAAAUCAAUAUUAGUUGAACCUCAGCAACUUAUACAACAAAACCUUGAUGAAAACACAGAAACUGGGAAAAUGUUUCAAGAAUGUCUGCUUAGAGGUGAAAGUAUCCACGAGGAGCUAGUAAUGAAUUUGAUGUUGGACAAACUCCGCUCUCCAGAGGUUGGUCAUCAUGGCUACAUUUUGUGUGGAUUUCCUUCUUUGUCUGAGGAAUACUUGAGGAUUCCAGAGCAAAUAGAGAUCAUAAGAAAUCUGCAUCUAAAACCUGACUUCAUUAUUAAUAUUAAGUGUCCUGAUCAUGACUUGUGUGACCGUGUGUCUGGACAACGUCAAGACCCUGUAACUGGGAGGAUAUACCAACAAGAAGAAUGGAAUCCAGACAAGGCAGAUAUAGAAGAAAAGAAAAAGGAAAAUGAAGAAGAGGAGGAGAAAGAAGAAGAAGAAGAAUUUGAAGAGAUGGAGGAAGAAGAGAAAUCAGAGGUGACCCCAGAGCUUGUUGCACGUUUAGUGAAGAGACCUGAAGAUCUACUGUCAACCUUUGAAAAACGAGUGGCACUCUACAAAGACAAAUUGCUGAGGCCUUUAGAGGAUUAUAUGGCUGAUCAUGACCCUCAAUAUCUGAUAGAGCUGGAUGGAAACAGAAAACCCAGUGAGCUCUUUAUGUCAUUAAUGUAUAAAUUGGAAUUUAUGGGUCUACAACCAACAGCUACAGCACAACUUCUUCAUGAUGAUGAGGAAGAAGAAAUACCAGAGGAAACUGAGGAUGAUGAUCUGUUCCGAGCUGUUGCAGCUUUGAAACGUACAGCACCGGGAUAUCGUUGGCGUAGAAGCAAGUGGGGUCGAAUAUGUCCCGUGUCUUUAUUUAAUGGGAAUUUUGUUUUGGGCAAAUCACAGUUUGCUGCUAGUUUUCUGGACAAAAUGUAUUUCCUUUCAUCUGAAGAAGCUUUGAAAAAGUUUCUUAACAAUCCUCGACCCUACCUUCUUCCUCCCCAGCCUCACACAGCUUGUAAGAUUGCAAUACUAGGUCCAAAAUCUGCAGGAAAAACCACUCUCUGUGAACUGAUUGCACUCAGCUAUGAUGCAAAGGUGCUGGAUAUGUCCCAGUUUAUACAGCCACAUCAAGAGAGACUGAGGUUUGAGAAUAUUGAAAAGGUUCGGAUGGAAACAUUGCAGUCAGCAAUAGUCACAGUUAAAAACAAGCUGGAAAAAGAGAUAUCAGAACACAUUCAAGCUCAGCCAGUUCCUUUGGUGGCCGAUGUUAUAAAUGAAGAGGAAGAUCAAAGUCCAAGUGUUACCAGAAAUAAAGAGCUUGCCAUGGAUGAAAUAUCAUCAUUAGAUGUUCCAGGAGAAGCUGAACCAACUGAAGAUCCACAGCCACCAAUCACAGAUGAUACAACAGAAGUACCUGUAAACCUUGAUGCUAUAAAAUCGAUAGUUGAAGAAGUGACUGAGGAUCACCCAGAUGUAAAGGCUAUUGUAAAUGAGGCUGUUGAGAAGGCAUUGCAGGCUCCUGUGGAACUGCCAGUUAAUGCCUACAUGGAUGUAUUGGCAAAAGCUAUUUCAGAGAUAAAUGAAGAAAGAAAACAGAAGAAUCCUGAUCAUCCAGUGGCAGGGGGUUGGGUGCUGGACCAUUUCCCUGAAACAGUAGAUCAAUGUAAAGCAAUGGUAGAACUAGGCUUUACUCCUGAUAAUAUCUUCCUUUUACAUAAUGCUGUGGAUGAUGGAAAAUUCCUCCUAAACAGACUGUAUAAUCUAAAUAAAAAUGAGAUUGAUUUCAAUAUAAUACACAGGCUUCAAGCAGCAGAAGCAAAAAAGAAGCUUGAAAAACAAGCUGCACUAGAUGCUUUAAAAGAAACAGAAAAUCCACAGCCAGAAUCAGUGGAAAUGAAAGAGGAAAAUGAAGUUGUUGAAGAAAUUGAAGCAACUUCACAAUCUAAAUCAGAUGAUCAACCAUCUAUAAAUGAAAAUGUGCUUGAAACCAAACCUUCAUUUGAACCACAACCUGCAACUGCACAGGGAUCAGAAGCUGCACCUUCUCCUGCAUCUGCCUCUGAACCACAGUCUGUAGCUGGUCAAGGAUCAGAUGCUGCACUUCCUCAAGCAUCUGCAUCAGACCCACAAUCAGAACCAGAGCCAGAAAUCAAAUUACCUGAGGUUCCUGAGGGAGGUUAUCCAGAAGGCCCAGAAAUGGAUCAAUAUCGCAAGAUUCUCUCUGAUUACAUGCAGAAGUGGAACUUAUUAGACAUGGUUCUUACAACAUCUGUAAAUACAAAAUUGGAGAUUGCUGGAAAAACUCCCGAGGCUCUUCUUGAAGAAGUUGUUGAAGUUUUGAAUAAACCCUACCAGUACAGUGGCUGGGAAUUAUCUGGUACAGACUUAGAUGAAGAAGAUGAAGAUGCUGAAGCAGCAGCAGAGGAAACAGAAGAGGAAGGAGCUGCAGAAGAAGAAGAGGAGAUGGAAGAGGAGUUAGAAGAAGAUGAAGAUGCAGUUCAAAGAAAGAACCGGCAGAUGGGUGAAAGUAAACAUUAUUGCCCUGUGGCAAUUAAAAGAAAAAUCAGUUCUUUUCCAGGUGAUCGAGAAUGUGCUGCUAGAUAUCGAGAGAAAUAUUACUAUUUUUCUAAUCCAGAUGCUAGAGAUAAAUUUUUAAAAAGUCCAGAAGAUUACAUAAAUGAAAAAGAACCUCUGAAGGCACCUCCACUGAGACUAUUCGUAUUUGGAGCCAAGGGAUCUGGUAAGACGACCCACAGCAGAUGGUUGGCAAAUAAAUUGGGCAUCUUUCACAUUCAGUUCACUGAACUUCUCCAGGAGCGUAUUAUUCCUAAAACUAAAAGAAAAAUUGGGCCUGAAUAUGAUGAUGAACCAACAGAGGAUGAGCUGGCUGAUUUAGCAACCAUUGCAGCCCUUGAAAGAGGGGAACAACCUGAAAAAAUUGAAGAUGAACCUGAAGAAAAACAAGAGGAAGAAGAAGUGGAAUUCAGUCCUGAAGAGGAGGCCAUCAAAUCAUUUUUGACUGAAGAUGAACCAUUGCCACCAGACGUUCUUGAUAAUUUAAUUCCAAAAUGGUGGAAUGAAGAACCAUUCAAAUCCAAAGGGUUUGUGCUGGAUGGUUUCCCUAGUACAGCAGAUGAAGUUGAAUAUCUUACAAAUAAUCGUUGUUCCCCAGACACAGCCAUCCUAAUAAAGGUUGAAGACAAUAAAGUGCUGGAUUGGCUGCUUCCUCCACGACUGGCAAAAUGGAGAAGAAAACAUAACCAGAAGCUAGAACGUAAGAAUAAAAUAAAAGAACUGAAGAAAAAAAUAAAGGAUGAACAGAUUGCUAAAAGAAGGGAGGAACUUUUGGCAGAGCGAGCUGAAAGAAAGAAAGAGAGACAGGCUAAUAAACCUGAACCAACUUCAGAAGAAAGUGAGGCAAGUGGUGAAGAAGAAGAAGAAGAUGAAGACGAAGAUGAGGAGAACAUUGAGGAUAUUCUAGCAGAUGAAUUUAUGGCAGAGGAGGAGGAGGUAGAUGAGGAGGAAGAAGAAGAGAGUGAAGUCAUCGAACAGAUGAGAACGGACAUUGGAGAAAAAUAUGAUUCAGAUCAGGAGAGGAUAAGUGCACUUCGGGAUCAACUGAAAGAAUUUUUGAUACCGUGCAUUGUGAUAAAUGGAAACCGUAAACCUCACAUUGUCCAUUACCAGUUGCAUCAGAAAGUAGAACCACUAGUGAAAAAUCGUAUUAGUCUGUUUGAAAAAUGUUUUCCUGUGAAUAUAAAACUUGCUCAAAAGCUGCUGGAUAACUCUUAUAAACGCUUGAGUUCUUUUGGCCGAUGGGAUAUUGUUGAGUUAAGUGAAGGAAAUGCAAUCCAGCCUAUCCAAGAUAUGCAACAAAAUAUCUUCCCUGUUGUCCACCGCAAGUAUGUUUAUUACUUUGUGAGCAAGCAAAACAGAGACAAAUUCAUUGAAAAUCCUUUUAAAUAUAUCACCCAGCCUAAGCCCAGGCCUCCUGUGCCAAUCAAGAUUGCCAUUGUAGGACCACCAAAAUCUGGAAAGAGCACUGUGGCCAGGAGGUUUGCCAGUGAAUUUGGACUUCAACGCAUUUCAGCAGGAGAAGCUAUUCGCACAGUUCUGACUACUCAGAGGAAGACUGCAUUGGCUGUUAAUAUUAGUAAACAUAUCAAACAGGGUUUGAUAGUGCCCGAUAUAUUUGUUGUAAAGUGCCUAGAAAUGGCCUUAAUGGAUGUCGUAUGCAACACCAGAGGGUUUGUCCUGGAUGGAUAUCCCGUAACCAGAGAGCAAAUAAAUCUACUCAAUUCUCGUAAGAUAAUUCCUGUUAGGAUUAUAGAGCUGCAAACAGAUAUAAAAGAGAUUUUGAAGAGGGGUUUAAUUGACAAAAGGUCACCUGACAGGAUUUAUCCACUCCAUGACAGUUCUCAGAUUCUGACUAUUCGAAACUCAUCAUUUAGUCAUGAGAUUAGUGCUAUCUGGGAAUAUUAUCAAAGGGAGUAUCAAAAUUGGCAUAUUAUUUAUGGACAACACAGCAAGUGGUGGGUGUGGCUAAAAGUGCUAGAAGACGUCAAAGUCAGUGUAAAACAGAUUGAAGAAUAUCUGGAAAGAAUAAGCGAAGGUAAAGCUGCCAGUAUUGCUGGUCUGUGCAUCACACCCUACGAACUGCAAUCCCGCCUUGGAGAGUUUGGGCAAUACUGUCCUGUCACCCUUCAAUUACAAGAGGAACUGCAAGACUGUUCUGUCGAUCCAUCAUUGGAAUUUGCAGCAGAGUUCCGAGGACACUACUAUAAAAUGGCUUCAAAGGAAGCUCUGGAUACAUUCUUGGAGAACCCAGAGAUGUUUGUACCUCCACUAGUUACUAAUACCCUUCCACCACCUGAUAUGUUACCAAUAAGGCUUACUGCAGCUGGAGUGAAGGCCAGAUUUCCUAAACAUGCAGAAUUGCAGGGCUACUGUCCGGUUACAUUUCUGGAUGGAAAGGAGAGAUAUGAAGCCUUGAUACCUGGACACAUUGAUUAUGCAGCCGAGUACAGAAAUAAAAUAUAUUUUCUUCAGGAUGAGAAACGCCUGAAUAGGUUUAUGAGACGUCCUGAGAAGUACUGGGAUCUGAAGCUCCCGAGUAAACUUCCACCAAUGAAGGAUCCAGUAGCUCUCACUUCACUUCCAAUGCUUGGAUAUAUGGAACAAGGAGCAGCGGUAUCAAUAAUUAAAGCUUUAACAGCUGUAGGCUGUCUGAAGCCAAAAUAUCCUUUCUUAAGUGUGAAGAAGUCUGCACUUCUCUAUAUUUCAUAUCAUCUUAAAGCAUACAACCCAAAAAGUUAUGACUAUGUGAGAAAGAAGUACAAAAAGAAGCUGGAGCAAUAUGAGGAACACUGUGAACUUAUCAGCUACCUUGGAUCAAAGAUGACUAGAAAGUACAAAGAACCCAAAGACAGACCCAUUGACUUUGAUCACAAAUUACAAACCUUUCUAUCGCUCAAAAAUGCAGAACCAACGUUAACAAGCGUUCCUUAG